Molecule: messenger RNA, 3682 nt
Organism: Gasterosteus aculeatus aculeatus (three-spined stickleback)
Lineage: Eukaryota; Metazoa; Chordata; Actinopteri; Perciformes; Gasterosteidae
Gene: lgr4
Product: leucine-rich repeat containing G protein-coupled receptor 4
Biological process (GO): positive regulation of canonical Wnt signaling pathway; adenylate cyclase-activating G protein-coupled receptor signaling pathway; activation of adenylate cyclase activity
Cellular component (GO): plasma membrane
Molecular function (GO): G protein-coupled peptide receptor activity; protein binding
Source: RefSeq, a predicted model, not a curated record
CUGGGUCGCGGUGGUGCAGGUCUGGCGUGUUGCACAGGCCCAGUGCUGCAGGGUGUCCGGUAGGGUGCCUGCAGAGCCACGAGCAUGCUGCUGGUGUCAGGAGCAGAGGAGCGGAAAACUGUCGGUGCUCUUCUGGGAGGAAACAAACACGCGUUUCACCGCCACCGAGUCAGCCGCUUAGCGACGCGUUAGAAGACACCGCUCGGUGUGUGUCGUCGUCGUUGUUGUUGUUGUUGUUGUUGUUGUUGUCGUAUUUAACGGGACAGCGCGCGAGACGCAAAGGUAGGCUACGGCUCCUGCCCGCGAGCUCCUGCUACUUUACUCCCAGGGACUCGUACGAAACACACGCGAACACACCCGGGGGCUGAGCGAUGUUCCGCGGGGAGGUGAGCCGCUCGUCCCCGAGCACGACGCGCGGGUUUUAACGCGAAUACGUUUACGUGGAUGUUGUUGUUGUUUUUUUCUUUUCUUUUGUUUUUUUUUCGCGGCGGCGAACGUUCGGACGCUUUUGUUGUUUUGAAAACGCGUCGGUUAAAGGCUUCGUCUCUCCAUGCCUCAACCGACCAACCCGCACGAGAAGAAGUCGACGUCCGGAAUAAAUUAAACCACAAAGAAAAGGCCCUUCUCCCCCCUUUUCUCCCCCACCGUCAUCGCGUGCACCUGAACCGGACGAGGGGACCAUGCGCGUGGAUUUGCUCUGGAUGUGUUUGUGGUGCUUCCUUCGUCCCGGUGCCGCCGGUCAAGGGCAGUCGGCGGCCGUGUGUUCGCCCUCAUGCAGCUGCGAUGAAGACGGCGGCGCGGACUGCUCCGGGAGGGGGCUGACCACCGUCCCCGCCGGGCUGCGGGCGUUCACCUACUACCUUGACCUGAGUAUGAACAACAUCACGGAGCUUCCAGCAUUGGUAUUCAAGAACUUCCCCUAUCUUGAAGAACUACGACUUGCAGGGAAUGACCUGUCAUUCAUCCACCCUGAAGCCCUCUCUGGACUGCAUCAGCUCAAAGUCCUAAUGCUCCAGAAUAAUCAGCUGAAGACUGUGCCCAGUGCAUCCCUGAAGACUCUCCUUUCUCUGCAGUCUCUUCGGCUCGACGCAAACCACAUCACUACUGUUCCAGAAGACAGCUUUGAAGGCCUUCAGCAGCUGCGCCACCUCUGGCUGGAUGAUAACAACCUGACGGAGGUCCCGGUCGGUUCUCUGAGACACCAGGCGAAUCUUCAGGCUCUGACGUUGGCGCUCAACCGCAUCUCGUACAUACCAGACAACGCCUUCGCCAACCUUACCAGUCUAGUUGUGCUGCAUCUUCAUAACAACAGAAUCAAGGCGAUAGGAGACACCUGCUUUUCUGGACUCGUGAACCUGGAGACACUAGAUCUUAACUUCAACAACCUGAUGGUUUUUCCUAAAGCAAUAGCAGCCCUGGCCAAACUCAAAGAGCUCGGGUUCCACAGCAACGACAUUGCCUCCAUACCUGAAGGGGCCUUCCGUAACAACCCCCUGCUGCGAACCAUACAUUUGUAUGACAACCCUCUCUCCCUGGUGGGCCCUUCAGCUUUCCAGAAUCUGUCUGACCUGCACUCUCUGAUGCUGCGUGGGGCCGGCAUGAUGCAGGACUUUCCCAUCCUCACGUGGACUAAUAAUCUUGAGAGUCUGACGCUGUCGGGAACCCAGAUAUCGUUCAUCCCCGCCGAGCUGUGUGAGAACCUCAAGUUGCUUCGAUCGCUAGACCUGUCCUACAACGUCAUCAAGGAGCUGCCGUCCUUCCAGGGCUGCAUCCGGCUGCACGAGAUGAGCUUUCAGCACAACCGUAUUCAACAAAUUGAUAGGGACACCUUUCAGGGUCUCUCCGAACUCAGUUUACUAGACUUGAGCAGAAAUGAAAUCCGAGUGAUCCACCGAGACGCUUUCCUUUCCCUCACUGCGCUCACUAACCUAGAUCUGAGUAUGAACUCUCUGGCCGUGAUUCCAACAUCCGGACUGAGCUCUCUCAGUCAGUUAAAACUUUCGGGAAACUUGCAGAUGAAAAAUGGCUUGACUGCAAAAAACCUGCCCAAACUCAGGUCCAUCUCCGUCCCGUAUGCCUACCAAUGCUGUGCUUUCGUUGGGUGUGACUCAUUGACGGGUUCGUCCGAGGAAAACGACCCAAAGAAUUCUGCAGGAGAGGAAGAUGUGGAAAGGAUUUCAAUGAUAAUGCAUUGCUCUCCUUCACCAGGGGCCUUCAAGCCGUGCGAACACUUGCUGGGCAACUGGAUGAUCCGUCUGACCGUCUGGUUCAUCUGUCUGGUGUCCUUGGUCUUCAACAGCCUGGUGCUGGUGGCCACCUUCUCUCCCACACGCAGAGCCGCCGCGGGCUACGCCCACUCCCCGGCUGCGCCUCUUUCUCCAGCCCGCCUGCUGAUGGGGCUUCUGGCCCUGGCCAACCUCCUGACGGGCCUCUACGUCGGCGUGCUCACCGCGCUCGACGUGGCCACCUGGGGCUCGUUUGCCGAGUUCGGCGUGUGGUGGGAGAUGGGACCCGGCUGUCAGGUCACCGGCGCUCUGGCCGUCUUCUCGUCGGAGUGGGCGGUGCUGCUGCUCUCGCUGGCGGCCGUGGAGCGCAGCGUGGCCGUGCGCGCGAUACUCGGGAAGGUGAUGAUGUCGCCCGGGAGGAACGCCGGCGGCCGGCGCGGCUGCUGGAGGAAAGGCCGGCGCUUCGGCCUCGCUGCGGGGCUGCUGGGGCUGCUGGCCGCUGCCGGAGCCUGCCUUCCUCUCCUGACCUUAGGUGACCAGUCCGCCUCUCCUCUCUGCCUGCCCUUCGCUGGCGGAGAGAGUCCAGCGCUGAGUGUCACGGUCGCUCUGGUGCUGCUCAACGCGCUGGCUUACCUGUUCACCGCAGCUGUGUACACCCACCUGUACUGCCACCUGGGCAGGGUGGAGCUGGCCGAUCCGGAGCAGACCGGCGCCCUGCGGCACGUGGCGUGGCUCAUCUUCACCAACUGCAUCUUCUUCUGCCCCGUGGCGGCUUUCUCCUUCGCCCCUCUGCUAACCGGCUCCGCAGCCGGCGGCCCGGAGAUCGCCAAAUCGGUCACGCUCAUUUUCUUCCCGCUGCCCGCGUGCCUGAACCCAGUGCUGUACGUGUUCUUCAGCCCGGCCUUCAGGGAGGACUGGCUGAGAAUACGCGGCGCAUCCACCGGUGAGGUAAAGGCCGGAGCCGAGGGCCACGGGGACGCCGGCGGUGGAGGGUCGGAGCUCACGGACAGCGGCUCCUCCACCCACCUGGGCUUUGACUGCGGGAUGUACUCCCAGCUUUGCGGAGAGACGCUCGUGUGCGAUCAGUGCGAGGCCGCACUGCGUGCCAGGACCUGCUCCUCUCCCUCGUCCUCCGCGGUCUGCAGACACUUGAUGAAGUCUCACAGCUGUCCCACCCUGCUGGCGGGGGCGGCCGUCUGCCAGCGCGCCGAAGGGUUUUGGGCGGAGAGCAGCACGCCCUCGGCUCAGUCCGAGUACGCGGACGAGGGCGACUCGUUUGUCUCGGACAGUUCGGACCAGGUCCAGGCCUGUGGCAGGGCCUGCUUCUGUCAGAGCAGAGGCCUUCCUCUGGUGCACUACUCGUACAACAUGCCCCGAGUCAACGACUGACGCCUCUGUCGCCCGAAUUUAGGUUCUACAAGAAAACUAUUUUUAUAUCCAACAACUGAAUGUGCAUG